Messenger RNA from Musa acuminata subsp. malaccensis (wild Malaysian banana), 1921 nucleotides. RefSeq names its product probable zinc metalloprotease EGY2, chloroplastic. NCBI's taxonomy places the organism in Eukaryota, Viridiplantae, Streptophyta, Magnoliopsida, Zingiberales, Musaceae. The record is from RefSeq and is a predicted model, not a curated record. Gene Ontology annotation, biological process: proteolysis.
UUUUCCCUCCCCCCGUCGUCCCCUCCGAAUAGGAUAAGAUUCCUUCUCUCCGUCUCUUCUCUCUCUCGCUUCCGUGUACGGUGUACUCACUCCUUGUCUCCGUCUUCUUCCUUCCGGCGAUCUCGCAAGUUCUGCUACCUUCAAGGACAGGCUGCGGUUGCCAUCUGUCGUCUCGCUCGAUAUGAGCUGCGCGGUGGAUCUUUUCCGCGGCUCGCAAUGCUUCCAUUGCUGCUCACUCCGCGCCGGGCCUUACCUCUGCACACCUGUGUUUGCAUCGAGGAGUGUGUUCUUCUGGAGGAGCUCCCCCUCGACCUCGAGACCUCCAUGCCUUCUCGGUUUAAAGUUGAGGAGGCAUCAGAUUGUGUGCCAGGCCAUGACGGAAACAGAGCCGGACAGCAACGACGAAAAGAAGGUGGCACCUGUGGAACAUACUUCCACACCAUCAACUGCCGAUCUGAUCCAAAAUAAUGGCCAUGCGGAUUCCAUCAUUGACCAGGAUAAAGAUGAGCCUUGUGACGACGAACUGUUGAAUCAGGAUAUUACAUUACAGAAGAACGAGGAUGAUCUUGUGGCUAACAAUAAUAACCAGGAGAAGGAUGAUAAUUUGGAGGUUGCAAGUGGGUCUCCUUUACCAGGAAUGAAGCAACAACUCGAUGAAACAGUGAAGAUCCCUAAGGCAACUAUUGACAUUCUUAAAGAUCAAGUUUUUGGUUUCGACACUUUUUUUGUCACCAGCCAGGAACCUUAUGAGGGUGGGGUGUUAUUUAAGGGUAACCUUCGAGGAAAGCCAGCUAAAAGUUAUGAGAAGAUUACAAAUCGGAUGCAAGGUAAGUUUGGUGAUCAAUAUAAGCUUUUCCUUCUUAUCAAUCCAGAGGAUGAUAAACCAGUUGCUGUAGUGGUGCCUAAACGAACCUUGCAGCCAGAAACCACCGCUGUUCCAGAAUGGUUUGCUGCUGGUGCAUUUGGCUUGGUUACGAUCUUCACGUUGCUUCUUCGGAAUGUACCUGCUCUGCAGUCCAACUUGCUAUCAACAUUUGAUAAUCUUGCACUGCUGAAUGACGGUCUUCCAGGAGCCAUUGUAACUGUUCUAAUUGUAGGGUUCCAUGAAAUAGGUCACAUUUUAGUUGCCAGAGAUGCCGGAAUCAAGUUGGGAGUGCCAUAUUUUGUCCCUAGUUGGCAGAUAGGAUCUUUUGGUGCUAUUACAAGGAUCUUAAGUAUUGUAGCCAACCGUGAGGAUCUUCUCAAACUAUCAGCUGCUGGGCCUUUAGCUGGAUUUACAAUGGGACUCAUUCUUUUGCUAUUAGGGUUUGUCUUACCUCCCGUUGAUGGCACCGGUAUUGUGAUUGAUCCGGCAGUCUUUCAUGAGUCAUUUCUUGCUGGUGGUAUUGCAAAACUUUUCCUUGGUAAUGCUCUGAAAGAAGGCGCUCCACUAUCUAUCAAUCCACUUGUCUUAUGGGCUUGGAGUGGGCUUCUUGUUAAUGCUCUCAACAGUAUACCUGCAGGAGAGCUUGAUGGCGGUCGUAUAUCAUUUGCCAUUUGGGGAAGAAAGGCAUCUACUCGAUUGAGUGGCAUCGCCCUUGCCCUACUUGGAAUAUCAUCGCUCUUCAAUGACGUGGCAUUCUAUUGGACAGUUUUAAUAUUUUUCUUACAGAGGGGGCCUAUUGCUCCUCUUUCGGAGGAGAUAACUGAACCGGAGAACAGAUACGUUGGCCUUGGCAUCGCAGUGUUGCUGUUGGGAUUGCUUGUAUGCUUACCAUACCCCUUUCCCUUUAACACAGAAGUAACAAAUUUUGAUUUUUGAGUGGUGUUUCAUGUACAUGUAUCACAUAUGAAGUUUGAAUUUUGACAUAGUGCUGACUAAAUUCAAUCAUUAAUUAGUUGAUUACAUGUAAUAAAGGCAGUUGUUGCUGAUGAAUCCCAA